Molecule: messenger RNA, 1323 nt
Organism: Wasmannia auropunctata (little fire ant)
Lineage: Eukaryota; Metazoa; Arthropoda; Insecta; Hymenoptera; Formicidae
Product: odorant receptor Or1-like
Exons: 5
Coding region: 97-1104 (335 amino acids)
Biological process (GO): sensory perception of smell; detection of chemical stimulus involved in sensory perception of smell
Cellular component (GO): plasma membrane
Molecular function (GO): olfactory receptor activity; odorant binding
Source: RefSeq, a predicted model, not a curated record
CUUCCAAGCAGUUGAUCCGGGUUCGAUUCCCGGCCAUCGCACACUUUAUUUUUUUUAUUCUUUGGUUAUAAUAUUUCAUCCAUCUGUAUAAAGAUCAUGAAAAAUGGAGAAGGUAAACACAAAAAUCGACAUUUUCAGGUGGUCGUUCUACUGCGCCGUCAGGCGCGGAUCCAGGCGCUCCUGGACGCGGCCAACAGCCUGGCGUUCAGUCGCCACGACGAGAAGUACGAGGAUCUGCUGAUAAGCUACGCGUGGAAGGGCCUCUUCCAUCACGCGGUUUAUCAGAGCUUCGGCGGGAUCGCGGUGUUCUGUUGGGGCUUCACACCGAUCGCCGACCUGGUCGCCGGCCGCUCGCGCCGGCUGCCCAUGGAGGGAUGGUAUCCCUACAACACGACGGCUACGCCGGCCUUCGAGAUCACCGCGGCGCAUCAGGGCAUCGCAAUCAUAAUCGCCUGCUUUCACAACGUGGCGAUGGACACGCUGAUGACCGGCCUGAUCGUGGUCGCCUGUUCCCAGCUGGCGAUCCUAGAGCACAACAUCACGUCGAUCGAUAACGAGGAAGGCAUCCGAAAAUUGCAAAAUAGCGAUAACGAUAAGAGUGGGUCGCUUGCGGCUGAACGGAGAGCCAUGUCGUCCUCUUAUCAGUUACUCAAGCGAUGUGCGGUUCACAACAAUAUGAUAUUUCAUUUCACGAACGAGAUCCAGGAUAUAUUUGGUACCGUCAUCUUCUUCCAAUUCCUCUCGAAUUGCGUGAUCAUUUGCUUGAUCGCCUUCAAGGUGUCGCAGAUGAAAGUUUACAUCCCGGCGGUGCUGAUCGGCAUGCUGACGUACAUGUGCUGCAUGACGUAUCAGAUAUUCAUCUUCUGCUGGCACGGUAAUGAAUUGCAUCUGCAUAGCAUGCGUUUAGCCACGGCCGCGUACUCGAGCAACUGGUUCUCCAACACCGAAGGAUUCAAACGCGGCCUUCAAAUCGUGAUGACAAGGUCUCACCGUCCGUUCACUUUGAGCGCCGGCAAAAUCAUGAUGUUGUCUUUAGAUACUUUCGUGCAGAUAAUGCGGACGUCCUAUUCGAUUUUUACGGUACUUCAAGGUUCGGCUGCUUAACGACAAAUUCGUUGACAUCGGUUUUCGUAGCUAUAUAUAUUUUUUCUUUAAAACUACCAAAGAAAGCGAAUUAAAUAUAAAUCUUUCAGUUUUAUUCAACAACGGAUCGUUAUGUGUACAAAAAAAGUAUAUAUAAAGUAUAUAUAAAGUUUUUGUAUGUAAAAAUAUUUUUCAUGAUUUUACCUGUAUCACCAGGAUGAGGAAAAAGGAUUAACAAUU